Molecule: messenger RNA, 1395 nt
Organism: Symbiodinium sp. CCMP2592
Lineage: Eukaryota; Dinophyceae; Suessiales; Symbiodiniaceae
Source: the annotation of a GenBank genome assembly
AUGAUCCACUACAAUCCCAACAAAUGGUCUUCUAUGUUCGGGUACCGUGGCAGCGUGCUGCCAGUGUCCAUCAGGAUAUCGCUUCCAUGGGCGCUCGUUGCGUUGCUGAUCAAGUAUCUGGAGCUUUGGGGCGUGAUUGACUUGAAGGUCCUUGAAUUUCUCAACACCGGAGAGAUUUACGGUGGUUUCACCUUCGUCCUGGGGUUUACCUUGGUCUUCCGGACAUCUCAGUCCUACACUCGCUACUGGGCGGCUGCAACGGCAGUUCAUGAGAUGGGUUCCGAGUGGUCGGAUUCCUGCGCUAGCCUGCUGGCAUUUUGCAGCUGCUCGAAAGCUCGUCCGGAGGAGAUUCAGCGGUACAUGCACCUGACGGUACGGCUCUUCAGCGUCCUACAUGCGAUGGCCAUGGAGGAAAUUGCAGAGCUGAAGCACGAGAACUUUCGCGUCAUCGACUGUUUAGGGCUGGACAGGGACAGUUUGGAGAGCAUUCACGGAAAUGACACUUCCGCCAAUGCCAACCGAAUAGGCCAUGCCAUUAAGACCACGACUGUGCUCUGCUGGCUGAAGAAGCACAUCGUUCAAUCCCAGGCUUUAGGCAUCAUCGCGGUACCUCCACCCAUACUGACCCGCGUCUUCCAUGAGCUCAGCAUGGGCUUGGUGGAAUACCACAAAGCACAACAAGUGGUCAUAUGGCCGUUUCCCUUUCCUUACGCGCAGCUGAACACAUUCCUGAUUUGGAUCUUCCUCUUCGUUUCUCCUCUGGUUAUUUGCACCUGGGACACCAGUCCCUGGAUUAUCGCCGGCUUCACUUUGUUGACGGGAUGCUCAAUGGUGGGCCUGGAUUGCAUUGCUGCUGAGAUUGAGGCUCCGUUUGGUCCUGAUCAGAAUGACCUCCCGUGUUUUGAAAUGAUGGAUGACUACAAUGCAUUGCUGCUGGCUCAGCUGGACCCCCUGUCCUGGCGCGUGCCGCACAUGACCGAGGAUGCGCUGGUGGAUUAUCGCUCACUGACGCAUCCGCAGAACGACAGUCGCACGUGCUGCGUAGAUGACUGCUUCAAGGAGAAGUCAGGGCGACCUCCUCUCGUGCCCAGCACAAAUGAGCUGGACUUGGUGCCGAAUCUGAACACGGAGGCUGCAAAGCCGCCCACGGCGCUUCGUCCUGCCGAACCUCCAAAGGAGCCGGCAGCUCCGAAACUCCCGUCGGACGCAGUCGAGGAGCUGCGGGAACUGCGGAGGCAACAGCAGGAGUUCUUCACGCAGCAGUCGCAACAGCAGCGGGAGUACCAGGAACGACACUGCCAGCUCUUGCAACACCUCAUUCAAGUCAGCAGCCAGCGCAGCAACGGCGGUUCUGGCCAGUGGUGUGCCGCACCGGCAAGGUCCGUUCCGAAGUGA